AUGAAUCCUCCUGAAUUCCAUGGUGGGUUGAAUCCUAUGAAGGCUCAGGAGGGGAUAACCAUCAUGGAAAGGAUUUUUCAGAUAGUGCAUUGUAGUGAAGAGAAUAAGGUUGUGUUUUAUUCUUACAUGAUGAAGGGUUCAGCUGUGAGAUGGUGGGAGAGUACUUCGACUCUUAUGACCAAUCAAGGAGUACCUAGGGAUUGGGAGAAUUUUAAGACUAUUUUCCUGGAUAAGUAUUUUCCUAGUUCUUUGAGGACUCAUAAAGAGUUUGAGUUUCAACAACUUAGACAUGGUACUAUGACAGUAGCUGCGUAUUCUAAGAAGUUCGAAGAUAUGGCUGCUUAUUCUAGACAAGCCGCGUAUGCACCGGAUGAGAGGUGGAAGAUUGAUCAGUUUAUUUUUGGUCUGAGGGGUGAAAUUUCUCAUAGUGCUUCUCAAAGGGAAUUCAAAACUUAUGCUGAAUUGUUAAGGAAAUGCUAUGUGGCUGAGAACAGUUUGAAGAAAGUUCAAGAAGAAAGGGAUCAGUAUAGGAGUGGACAGAGAGACCAAGGGAGGCCAAGUAGCCCGUUCAGGCCUAGACCUCAGAGGGAGGGACACAUGUCUAGAGAAUGUCCUCAAAAUAAGAAUCAUAUGCAGGGGAGGAGAACCAGUCGAGUUUACACUUUGGAUGCAAGGAAGGCUAAGAGAAACAAUGCCUUAAUUGUUGGCACGUGUCUCGUCAAUGGUCAUCCUUGUUUUGUAUUAUUUGAUUGUGGGGCGACACACCCUUUUGUAUCAAUUCAGUGCAUGAAGCGUCUUGGUUUGCAAGUAAUUCCCUUGUAUCCUCAUAUGGUGGUUACUACCGCCAUGGAUGAUGUAGUUGAGACACAGUUGAUUUGUGAAAAUUGUUUGCUCUCUCUGAAUGAUAGAAUUUUCCAGAUUGAUCUCAUCUGUUUACCAAAUAAGAAGGUUGGUAUGGUUUUGAGGAUGGAUUGGCUUUCCGCCAAUUCGGUGUUUAUUGGAUGCGAAGAGAAGUUGAUUAUCAUUCCAUCUAGUGAAGCUACUCCAAAGGAUGUAUUAACUACUAUCUGGGAAGGUACGAUUGGUAUGGUUAAUUUCUUAUUUGAGAAGGAAAAGUCAGUUCUCUUGGUACUUACCAAGAAAUCUAGCGACAAUAUGAGUGUUACGCAAAUUCCUAUCGUUUGUGAAUUUCCAGAAGUCUUCCCUGAGGAUCCUCCAUAA
Messenger RNA from Lathyrus oleraceus (garden pea), 1221 nucleotides. RefSeq lists its product as uncharacterized. The record is from RefSeq and is a predicted model, not a curated record. The coding region runs from base 1 to 1221 and encodes 406 amino acids. NCBI's taxonomy places the organism in Eukaryota, Viridiplantae, Streptophyta, Magnoliopsida, Fabales, Fabaceae. The transcript has 2 exons.